UAAUCUUAUUUUUUACUCCAAAUAUAGAGUGAAAAAACAAGACUACUCUAUAUUUCACUCUAUUAUAAAGUAACUCUAUUAUAGAGUGAACCAUUGGAGCAAAUCCAACUCUAUAAUAGAAUUACUCUAUUUUAAAGUGAAAUAUAGAGAAAAUUAUAGAGUACCAUUGGAGAUGGUCUUAGUAAGUUCUAACACACAAUAACACUAAGAGCAUAGUUUUUGAGGUGUCAUCUUCAAUUCAUUUAGAGAGGUCUUCUCUUGCAAGACAAUGGAUAAGCACUUAAGCUGAAUAUAGGAAUAGAGUUUGCUAUCACUAGGGUAAGGGUCCUGAGUAGGGAUGUCAAAUGGGUGUGAUAGUCCAUGGGUAAUCCAUGUCCAAAUUAAUAUGGGCAUACCCAUAUUUGACCGUAAUUUUGUUUUGUCCAAAUGGACAAGGCCCAAAUACACCCAUAUCCAAAUGGACAAAACCAGAUGGACAUUGGGCGGCUAAAAUUUUAAAAAUAUCUAGGAUUAAUGUAUUUAGAGAAAAAAUCAUGUUUUCCGCCAAAACCAUAAAAUCAUAUGUUCCUGUUAAAACCGUGAAAUCAUGUUUUCUCGCAAAAUCGUAAAAUCACAUUUUCAUGUUAAACCCGUAAAAUCGCGUUUUAUGCCAAAACCGUAAAAUCAAGAUUUCUCGCCAAAACCGUAAAAUCGAGAUUUCCUGCCAAAACUGUAAAUCUAGUUUUCCGCCAAAACCGUAAAAUCGAAUUUUCAAGUUUUUCCACCAAAGCCGUAAAUCGAGUUUUCCCGCCAAAAACGUAAAUCGAGAUUUUUCCGUCAAAACCGUAAAAUCAAGAUUUUCUGCCAAAACCAUAAAAUCGAGUUUUCCCGCCAAAACCGUAAAAUCGAAUUUUCCCGCCAAAACCGUAAAAUCGAGAUUUCCCUCUAAAACCGUAAAUUGAGAUUUCCGGCCAAAACCGUAAAUCGAGAUUUCCCGCCAAAAUCGUAUCUAUGCUUUUGAAUUCUACAAAACAUAAUGAAAAUAUUAAUUAUGAAUUUUUGUAUAUUAACACAGAUUUUUUAAUUGGACUCCACGGAAAGCCCAUUUGGAAUGGUCCAUUUUGGGUCUAGACAAUUUGGAUUUGGUACAAUUUGGGCUUAAAAGAGUAAUGUCCAAUAAACUGCUUUGCCCAUUUGGAAAUGUCCAUUGGACAUGGACGCCCAUUUGACAUCUCUAGUCCUGCGAAGGCUUCUCUUCAUGAUAUUAAAGUUUUAGCUCGGUUGUAAUUUUGAAAUAUUUUUUUUCUGUUUGUCAUGUACUUCAAUAGUUACUAGAUUUUGACUCGUGCUUUCAAAACGCAGGAUUUGUUUCUUUUUAAAUAAAGAUUUUAUAUAAUAAAUAUGGUCGGUUAUAAAUAUGGUGCGGGAUUGAUUGUAAAUAUUUUAGUUAUAAAUAUGGCAAGCUAAUUAAUUACGGAUAAAAAAACUAUUUAAAAAUGAUGGGUUAUAAAUAUAGCAUGCAAAUUAAUUAAAAAAAUCCAAAUUAGAUAAUGACAUUCUCUUAAAAAUAAUUUCCAAAACUAUGGGCAGAAUAUAGAGAUUCUGCUUUAAUAGUAUAGAUUGUUAAACCGAUGAGAAUGACAGUUUAAAAAAAAAAAUUAGAUACGUACAUGGUCACCACAAAAUAAAGAUAUGAACAUUUGUAACCGAUAAAAAAAUCAUCGAUUAAUUUAAAUCCAGUUGAUUCAUUUUCUGAAAUUUAUUACAAAAUUUAAUGUUGAAAAUAAAUGCCUCGAUUGCUUCAUCACAUUCCGAAACCGUUUCAACGCAUCAAGAGAGAUUUGACCAUUUGAAUUCCCGCCAUAGAAAGCGUCCCAUUUACACCUCCUUCUCUUUCCACAUCUUUUAUAUAUAUAUAUACGUAUCCUAAUUUUAGGAUGCAGCAUCUGAAUCAUCUGAUAUCUUUUUGGGUAAGUCAUAACUCCGCUUCGAUUUUGAUAUCCCGUGAAUCAGUAUCGCCUUUGAUUUAGCUAUUACGGAUUUAUGAUUAUUGUUUUGAUUUAGGUAUUUAAUCUCUAAUUAUCAUGCAUCAUAUUCAAUGGUUUCUUGUUUGUAACUGUUCCUUUUCUCAGUUUAGUUUCUUAUAUGUAUGCUUAGGAGAUUUUAAGUGGACCAGUGCAACCGGAGAAGAAGAUGGAUCUCUUCAACAAGUUACCGGACCCUGUUGUUUCUCACAUCUUGUCCUUUCUUCCAACAACUAAGGAGGCUGCUUCCACGUCUGUUCUAGCAAAAAGAUGGCGUAAUCUUUUUGCAUUUGUCCCUAACCUCAAUCUCGAUGGAGAUUCCAAGAGUUUCAUGGAUUUUGUGGAUAGGGUUUUGGCAUUACAAGGUGAUACUCCCAUUAAGGAGUUCUCUCUCAAUGCUAAAACCGGUGUUGAUCCUGAUCGUGUGGAUCGUUGGAUAUGCAACGUGCUGCGACGCGGUGUUACUCACCUUGAUCUAUUCGUGGCGUUUGGCGAGGAAUAUUCUCUGCCUCAUGAGAUAUCUGUUAGCAAGACGUUGGUUGAGCUGAAAACAGGAUAUGGAGUCGAUCUUUACGCGUGGGACGAUGACAUGUUCUUACCAAAUCUUAAGAAUCUUAUUCUUGUCUCAGUUGAGUUUGGUAGAGGUCAGUUUCAGACACUUCUUCCUGCUUGUCCCGUCCUCGAGGGAUUAAUGUUGCUUAAUAUGAGGUGGAGAGAUAGAAACGAGAUCUUGUCGAGUCCAUCACUCAAGAAGCUUAAGAUAUCUGUCGCAGAAGGCUGUAUAGGCACUUUCUCAUUCGAUACGCCGAAUCUUGACUUCUUGGACUACGAUGAUUUUGUUGCCGAGGAUUAUCCAGUGGUUAACAUGCCAAACAUAGUUGAGGCUGGGAUCAAUAUUGAACUAACUCCAUUUAGAGUCCGUGGAGCAAGGGAUAAUCUGGUGAAGCUUAUUCAUGGCAUUCGAAACGUGAAGAUACUUUACUUAACUCCUGUAACUUUCGAGAUACUUUCUCUUUACUGUAAAACGAUGCCGGUUUUCGAAAACCUUACAACUUUGAGUGUUAAGAGUGUUAUGAUUCAAGGAUGGCAAGCAAUGCCAAUUCUUCUGAGGAGCUGUCCACGGUUAGAGAGUCUAUACAUUGGGGAUCUGUUACACUCUAUAACGGAUGCAUGUGGGGAUGUUUGUGUCUGCCUUUCAAAGUGGAUCAAAGGAUUGUCGCUCAAGUCUUGCCAUGUGAAGAAGAUGAGGAUUUCAGGGUUUAGAGGAACAAUAAGAGAGGUGCACAUGAUAAAACAUUUCUUGGAUUAUUUGCCAAGUCUGAAAGAGAUGGAGAUAGUUGUCGAAGAGAAUGAAGAUACAAUGUUUGAUAUUCCUAAAUGGUUAGAUAUUGUGGGGGAGACACUGAUGCACUUCAACGAGACGUCGAGUUGCAAUGUCAUAUUCUGGAUGCAUGCUUUCUUGUACCGGAGAUUGACUCGGAAAUGGAGUCCUCGAGGAUGAAAAGUUGCUCUUGCAAUGUCUUUUGUUAUUUUAUAUUUGUUUGAAGUACUAUUGGAUUCAUGUUCAAGAUGAUACACCAUGGUUGUUUCUCUGCAAUUUUUAAGUUUACUUUUUCACAAUCCUUGCCGUCUGAAGCAAGUAAUUUGCUUCUUUCUCCUAAAAAAAUCUUGGGAAAAUUGCUAAAAGAAAACAAAAAAACAAGGUUGUUGUCCCCUUGGUAUAAAACUAACAUAAAGUUGUCUCAAUAGUAUAAUUUUUCUCAUAAUCCCAAAACUAACCCUAUAUUUAAUCUAAUUAAACACAAUUUAAAAGUUAAUUUGAAUUUAAAAAAAAAAGUUAAUGGAAAAAAGGAAAAAAACAGUUGAAAGACAAUCGAAAAAAAAAGAGGUAUAUAUAUACAUCAUAGAGAACAAGAGUUUAUGAGAA
Brassica rapa (field mustard) is the source of this 3930-nucleotide messenger RNA. RefSeq names its product putative F-box protein At3g58860. The record is from RefSeq and is a predicted model, not a curated record. Gene Ontology annotation, molecular function: protein binding. NCBI's taxonomy places the organism in Eukaryota, Viridiplantae, Streptophyta, Magnoliopsida, Brassicales, Brassicaceae.